This is a messenger RNA of Wallemia mellicola CBS 633.66, 2032 nucleotides long. RefSeq lists its product as hypothetical. The record is from RefSeq and is a predicted model, not a curated record. Gene Ontology annotation, molecular function: pyridoxal phosphate binding; carboxy-lyase activity. The transcript is spliced from 8 exons. Gene Ontology annotation, biological process: amino acid metabolic process. Bases 21 to 1463 code for a protein of 480 amino acids. Lineage: Eukaryota; Fungi; Basidiomycota; Wallemiomycetes; Wallemiales; Wallemiaceae.
UUCUGUCACGUCAUAGAGUAAUGGAUCUUGAGGAGUUUAGGAAGCAUGGCUACGAUGCCGUUGAUAGGAUCUACAACUAUUAUAAGCAACUACAGGAGAAUCCUGGCGAAAUAGCCGUACAACCGAAAGUGAAACCUGGAUAUUUAAGUACUUUGGGAGACGUUCCACCUCAACAUGGCAUACCCUUUGAUAGCAUCCAAAAUGAAUUCAAAGACGUCGUUCUCAAGGGUCUAAACCAUUGGCAGCAUCCUAGUACAUUCCACUAUUUCCCAUCUAACACAUCAUUCGAGUCAAUGAUAACUGAGAUGACGAUUGCGUCAAUUAAUAAUCCUGGAUUUAGCUGGCAUAGUAAUCCGUCAUCAGAACUUGAAUUAGUAGUGAUGGAUUGGAUUGCUGGACUUUUUGGAUUUUCUGAGACAUUCUACCAUUCGAAGAACACAUCUGGUGGGGGUAUCAUACAGCCAUCGAGCUCAGAGGGUAUUCUGGUUGCCAUCAUAGCUGCACGUGAGCGCAUAUUGCGCGCUGAAAAUACACGAGAUCAAUCAAAGCUCAUCAUCUAUGCGUCCACACAGACACACUCGUCAGCUGCGAAAGCUGCUCGUGUCUUUAACCUCCAAUUGAGGAUUUUGGAUGUCGACGAAGACUUAUCACUCAGAGGCGAGACCGUUAUGAAAGCGAUAAAUGAAGAUAGACAGAAUGGAUUGGUCCCAUUUGUUGUGAUUGCUACUAUCGGUACUACAUCGACUGGUGCAAUUGAUAAGAUUGACGAGAUUGGCAGAGUUUGUCAGUCAGAGUCACUCUACUUGCACAUAGACUCGGCAUGGGCGGGCACACAUCUUGCAUGUCCUGAGCUGCGCGAUGAGUUAAUGCUAGAUGGCAUCAACGAGUUCGCUGACUCUAUCAAUAUUGGUAUGCAUAAGAUGGGUCUCGUUAGUAUGUCUACAGUUGUUAUGUUUGUUAGAGAUAUCAAGUCGGUUACCGAUGCCUUGACAAUAACGCCUGCUUAUCUCAGGAACCAAAUGACAGAUUCAGGCGCUGUACUCGAUAUGAAAGAUUGCGGUAUCGGUCUAGGGAGACACUUCUCAAGUCCUAAAUUGUAUUUCAUGCUCAAAUCCUACGGUGUAGAGGGGUUCAGAGCGCAUAUAAGAAAGUCGAUAGGACUAGGUGAGAGGUUUAGACGGUACAUUGAGGCAGAUGAGGUCUUUGAAGUACUCUACAAGCCGCGUCUGUCUUUGACUGUCUUCCGUCUAGGUGGAACGGGUGAUUUAAACAGUCUGAAUAGAACAUUCUACAACAACCUUAGUAUUCAUUCCGAUAAGCUUUCAUUGACGCAUACUGUAGUCAACGGACUAUAUUGCGUGAGGUUCGUGACUGGAUGUCCACAGACGCGAGAGGUGCAUGUUGAUGAUGCUUAUAAAAUAAUUUCAGACGUCGCAAGACUGACGCUCUCUAGUGAAUUGUAAAAUUUAAAGCUAUAGAUUUCUAUGCCGUCGUUCUUUGAUUGUAGCACUCAAUUGAGUAUGGGAAUAUUCGACACUAUAAAGGGUAUCUUUGGCGGUGAUAGCAGUCAGUUGUCUUUAUAAGUGUAUUCUAUUCUCACGCUCCUUUAUACAGAACCUUCAAGCGAGGAUAAUAAGAGUGUAAUGCAGCCACCAGCAAAUGAAUUAGAGCCACCAAAAGAUACUCCAAUCACCGUCGACGAGCUCAAGGAGCAUGACGGCAGCAAUGAUAAGCCAAUCUAUGUAGCCAUCAAGGGUACAGUAUUCGAUGUAACAAAGAAGAAGGAAAUGUACGGUAGUGGUCAGUCCUACAAUAUAUUCGCCGGGGAAGGAUGGAAGCAGAGGACUUGGAAUGAGUAGUCUGAACCCGGAAGACGCGGUAUCUGAUUAUAGCACACUCUCAGAGAAAGAGCUGUCUGUACUUGACGAUUGGUACAAAUUCUUCAGCAAACGAUACAAUAUCGUCGGAAGAGUCGUAUAAAUGCUUGUAAAUUAACGAUCAUAUGACAAUAUCAAUGUCAGCUAGAAAUAUA